Molecule: messenger RNA, 1164 nt
Organism: Papaver somniferum (opium poppy)
Lineage: Eukaryota; Viridiplantae; Streptophyta; Magnoliopsida; Ranunculales; Papaveraceae
Product: subtilisin-like protease SBT1.4
Exons: 4
Coding region: 1-1164 (387 amino acids)
Biological process (GO): proteolysis
Molecular function (GO): serine-type endopeptidase activity
Source: RefSeq, a predicted model, not a curated record
AUGGCGUCUCUACCCUGUAUCAUUUUCUUUGCCUUCCUCUCUUUGUUGAUUUCGACUUCCCAAUCAUUGCUAAAUGAACAACCAGAGACAUUCAUUGUGCAUGUGGCUGCGUUAGAUAAACCUUCCGUGUUUGCUUCACACCAUGAUUGGUAUCACUCAGCUCUCGAGUCGCUUCCUCCUUCAUCUCAUCCUAGAGAUAUCUUAUAUACCUACACCAACGCCAUGAAUGGUUUUGCAGCACGCUUAACACCUUCUCAAGCUUCACAUCUACGUCCGGUACCUAAGAGACGGAAAGGUAUUUGCGAGGUUGGCCCUGAUUUUCCGAAGACAUCCUGCAACGGGAAGAUAAUCGGUGCGCGGGCUUUUUAUCAGGGUCAUAAAGCUUUGGUUGCAAACAAAGGUGGUUUGAGCGCAGACGUUAUGUCUCCAAGAGAUAAUGUUGGACAUGGUUCACAUGUUGCGUCAAUUGCAGCUGGAUCUGUUGUUAAAAAUGCUAGAUUCUAUGAAUAUGCAGUCGGAAAAGCUCAAGGGAUGAUUCAGAUACUCAAACCAGAUGUUAUUGCACCCGGUAUAAACAUUUUGGCUGCUUGGACGGGAGCUACCUGUCCAACCCAUUCUGACACCGAUAAGAGAAGGGUCGAAUUCAAUGUAGAAUCUGGUACUUCCAUGGCAUGUCCUCACGUCAGUGGAUUGGCUGCAAUGGUUCUUAAGGCUCAUCCUAAAUGGAGCCCUGCUGCAAUCAGGUCUGCUUUAAUGACUACUGCAUACAAUGUAGACAAUUCAGGAUUAUCGGAUCCCGGUGAUCUGAACUACCCAUCAUUUAUUUCUAUUUUCAAAUCCAACAGUGACACUAUUAAGUACAAGAGAACAUUGAAGAAUGUUGGGGUUUUAGGAAAACCAUAUCAAGUUAGGAUUAAUGCUCCAGCAUCAGUUAAGGUCAGUGUUACGCCUAAUAAGCUUGUAUUUAGCUCGGUAAGGCGGAGUUUGUCUUAUGAAAUCACAUUUUCAAGCAUGAUUCCGGAAGGAACAGCGUCCCCUCAAGCCGAUUCUCGGAUCGAAUCCGGGUCAAUUGAAUGGUAUGACGGAACACACGUCGUGAGAAGUCCGAUCGUUUUUGGGUGGCUUGAUGCUGGUCCUCCCACCGCUUUAAUUUCUUCUGCUUGA